UCCCUCUCUGCCCUUCCUCCUCUGCUCCUUUCCCAUUGCCCCUGCUGCACCCCUUGUGUUUCAUUCCCCAUAUUUUGUUUUUUUGUUUCUCACUUCCUCCAUGCCAUCACCGGCUGCUUUCUCUGGUCUCUCCAAGGCAUUUCCCUGGCUGCUUCCUGGUGCUGCUGUCCCUUUAAGAGGCAGAGCUGAGUGCUGGGAAUUCACGUCAGAUUCAGGACUUGCACUUUAAGAUCAAUGAGCCGGAGGGAGGAAGGGGGAGACUCACUUCUGCCUUUAGUUUGUCUCUUCCAGGAAGGAAAACCGAGGAAGAAAUCCCCCCCGGAGCAGCAGCGGAGGGUCCAGUUCCACUGAGCCCAAAGCAACAGGAUCCAGUUGUCCUGGUGGGAGAGGCGCAAGGAAAGCCCCCUGAAUUCCCAGCAGCUGCCCCCCUGGACUACAAUGUGCUAAGUUUCUGUUUCCCAGAGGGGGAAGGGGGCUCCCCCCUUUCUUCAACCCCCCUUAUCCUUAAAGAAGACUCUCUGUUUCCUGGAAAUGUCUUCAGCCCAGUGUUACGUUAAGACUGUGGCCCCAUUGUGCACAACAGAUCAUAUCUCCAAGAUUGAGCAGCAAUAAAGCCGGCACGGGGUGGGUGCAGCAGGAGCAAAUCCCCUACUCUCCCCCUGAAAGCCCUGCACCAAACUGCACCACCUCCUCGCCCUCCCAACUCAAUGCCUCUGGGCCGCGUAGGUACAGGAUGGAAGAGGAAACUGUCAGAUUGCCAGCGCACCUGCGUUUGCCCCCCGCACACUGGAGCAGGGAAGACGUGUCCCAGUGGCUGCGCUUGGCUGAGAAUGAGUACUCUCUGCAUCCCAUUGACGCCAACACCUUCGAGAUGAACGGGAAAGCUCUGCUGCUGCUAACCAAGGAGGACUUCCGAUACCGCUGCCCACACUCUGGUGAUGUCCUCUAUGAGGUUCUUCAGCACACCUUGAAGGAGAGAAAACCUCGUCUGGUUCAUUCCUCUCUUUUACACACUGGAAACUCUCUUCAUGGUCAGUCGGAAGCCUUGAUUUCCCAGAACCACCACAAUGAUCAUCAUUCAAAUAGACCUCUCCGAACUCCCUCCCACAACACCCCGCUGAAUACCCCAACAAUAGAGCUGCUUCAUCGCUCCCGCUCUCCCUUUGCCAACCACCAUUCUUCCCCAGAUUCUGAGUCCCGCCCACUGCGUUCGCCAAUGGAAACCCCUCUUCGUCGCCUGUCCCCUGCUGAGCGAUUGCACCGCCAUGCGAGUGAAACCAACCAUCAUGCACAGGAGUCCUACCCUCUGUCUGUAUCUCCAGCUGAAGCCAACCAUUGCCCGUCAGAGCCCAUCAAUAAGCCUAACAGCCCACGGCAAGAAAACCCACGGGUGAUACAGCUCAUGCCAAGUCCCAUUAUGCACCCGCUGCUCCUCAACACUCGACACAGCAUGGAGUUCAAACAGCCACGACUAGAAGACGGGCAACCGCGAGAAGGGAAGCCCAUAAACCUGUCCCACCGUGAGGAUAUGGCUUACUUGAACCACAUGAUGGUGUCUGUGUCUCCCCCUGGAGAUCAUGGCAUGCCCAUUGGCAGGAUAGCGGACUGCCGCCUACUCUGGGAUUACGUGUACCAGCUCCUGUCCGACAGCCGAUACGAGAACUUCAUCCGCUGGGAGGACAAAGAGUCGAUGGUGUUCCGGAUCAUGGACCCCAAUGGGCUGGCGCGCCUGUGGGGAAACCAUAAGAAUAGAACAAACAUGACCUAUGAGAAGAUGUCACGGGCUCUGCGCCAUUACUACAAAUUAAACAUUAUCCGCAAGGAACCUGGACAGAGGCUGCUCUUUAGGUUCAUGAAGACCCCGGAGGAGAUCAUGAGUGGGAGAACAGACAGACUUGAGCACCUGGAAUCUCAGGAGCUGGAUGAGCAGAUGUAUCAGGAGGAUGAAUGCUGAGUGUUACACCCACGGAGAGGCAACGGCUCCUGGCCAAUUAGAUGCGAGAGAAGGAUGGGUUUGGGAUCCUCCCCUGGAGAUCUCUACUUUUCUAUUGGAAGCCCAAGAACAUGGGAUAGGCCAAUACAUCAUAAUUAAUCCAGAGGUCCAGUCUGAGAAGCUCUGUGGAUGGAUACAGAUCCAACCUGGAGUUCCAGAACAGAUCCCUUCCUUAUCUUCUUACAUCAUUGCGCCGGCCUUAUGACAUCACUUCCUCCAGCUCCUGCAAUUGCACUAGAGACUUUAGAACUGUGACCUAACAUUUUCUGACGCCACUUCCUGUUCCUGUGGACUGAAACUUCCUACGUCAAUACCUCCUCUAUGGCAUCACGCUCUGAUGGUGACAUCAUCAUCGUGAAACACAUCACUUCCUUUUACCCUCGGCAGCGCAAUUUACUGUGCCUGCGCCAUAAUUCCUGGUCAUUGAUAAAAUUGACUCUUUUUGUUUGGUUUUUUUUUGUUGUUUUUAUAAAUACAAAGACCACUGCAGAGAAAUGACAUGUAUAGAAGGGGUUAAUUUGAUUUGGUUCUUAAGGGGAAUUUUCUUUUCUGGGAAUUUCUAUUGUUUUAGGGUCCUGUGGUUUUUUUUUUCUUUGUUUGGUUUUUAAAUAGUUAAUUUGUUCUGAAA
Molecule: messenger RNA, 2621 nt
Organism: Xenopus laevis (African clawed frog)
Lineage: Eukaryota; Metazoa; Chordata; Amphibia; Anura; Pipidae
Gene: etv6.S
Product: ETS variant transcription factor 6 S homeolog
Exons: 9
Coding region: 734-1954 (406 amino acids)
Biological process (GO): regulation of transcription by RNA polymerase II; DNA-templated transcription; cell differentiation
Cellular component (GO): nucleus
Molecular function (GO): DNA binding; DNA-binding transcription factor activity; DNA-binding transcription factor activity, RNA polymerase II-specific
Source: RefSeq, a predicted model, not a curated record